Molecule: messenger RNA, 1524 nt
Organism: Lactuca sativa (garden lettuce)
Lineage: Eukaryota; Viridiplantae; Streptophyta; Magnoliopsida; Asterales; Asteraceae
Source: RefSeq, a predicted model, not a curated record
AUGCAUGUGGAAAAGAACGUAGGUGAGAGUUUAACAGGAACUGUUUUGAAUGUUCACGGGAAGACGAAAGAUGGUUAUAAAGCUCGAUUGGAUUUGGUUCAUUAUGGUUUGAAACCAGAGUUGCAUCCUCAGAUAGAAGGGAACAACACAACACUUCCCGCAGCAGGUUGUACAUUGACAAAAGAGGAAAAAGACAAAUUCUGUGAGACUUUAUACAACUUAAGGGUUCCUCAAGGGUAUUGUUCUAAUUUUUCUAGUUUGGUGAGUCUAAAGGAUAAGAAGUUGAUCGGACUAAAAUCACAUGACUAUCACAUGCUUAUGCAACAAUUUUUGCCCAUAUCAAUUCGAUCUAUUAUGCAUCCACCCACCGGAGUUGCUAUUACAAGGUUUUGUUUCUUUUUCAAAUCAAUAUGUAGCAAAGAAAUCAUAGUGGAUGAGCUCGAUAAGUUGCAAGAGGAGUUAUGUGUAACCUUAUGUCUUCUUGAGAAACACUUUCCACCAUCAUUUUUUGAUGUGAUGAUUCAUUUAACCGUUCAUCUCACUAGGGAAGUAAAAUUAUGCGGUCCAAUAUUCUUUAGAUGGAUGUACCCAUUCGAAAGGUAUAUGAAGGUUAUUAAGGGGCACAUGCGAAACAAAAAUAGACCAGAAGGAUGCAUUGCUGAAGAGAAUGUUGUAGAAGAGACAAUUGAGUUUUUUAGUCAAUUCCUUAAAAGGAUGGAUAUUGUUGGUAUUGCACCUGACAAUCAUAACAAUUGUGGAAUUCAUAAAGGUGUAGAUAGUAGUUCUAUUACGGACGAUACUCCUGUAUCAGCUGCUAAAUCGAUAGAAGUUUUUUCAGAACUAUUCAGCAAAGCACAUUUCUUUGUAUUGCAAAAUACAUCUGAAGUACUCCCAUAUAUCGAACGACACAUGGAAUUUUUGGAACAUAUACACCCUACUAAACGAAAGGAAGAGAGAGAGUUAGGGGCCUGUAGAGAAACUAUAACAGAGACAAUGAGAUGGAUUUCACAUGGACCCAAUAAGAACAUUAUUAAAUACGAUGUAUAUGCUAUUAAUGGAUAUACUUUUCAUACAAAAGCUCAUGAAGGUAAGGUUUACCAAAACAGUGGGGUUAAUGUUGUUGCAACUGGCACACACAUCAGUAAAGAAGUUGUAACAUAUGCCAAAAACACUUAUUAUGGUGUUUUACAAGAGAUAUGGGUACUAGAUUAUCAUUUUAAAAGAAUUGCAAUUUUCAUGUGUGACUGGGUUGACAAUAGAAAAGGGGUAAAAAGGGACAAAUUGGGGUACACACUAGUUGAACUAAAAAUAUUAGGCCAUAAAGGUGAUCCCUUCAUAUUGGCCUCUCAAGCACAACAAACACCUCCCAAAAAUUACAAAGAUACAUAUGAAGAUGUAGAUGAAGAAUUUAGUACUAUUGUUCCUCAUAAUGAUAACAUAUUGCCACAUGUAGACACACUUGACUUGCAGAAGGAAAAUGAUUAUUUUCGUAAUGAUUGUCACGAAGGGAAAGCCAAAACUUGA